AUGGCGAGAACAGAACUUGUGAAUGAUAUGAAACUGAACGCUGAGAUUCACCCCGAUGGCAGCACCUCACACUAUACCUACGCCCAAGGAACCGCUGGCAGAUGGCCAAAGGCAGAAAUCUGGAAGAGAGGGAAGAUACUUGGAUCAGGGGGUUUCGGGGUAGUCUGGGUUGAACAAUGUGUAUCAAGUCAAGGCCCGACCCGGCUGCGAGCUGUCAAGAUGAUUAAGAAAGAGUCCGACUCUUCCAAAAAGGCCUACUGCGACCAAGAGCUCGAAGCUAUUGCGAAGUUUUCUCAGCCAAAGUACUCACAUCUGUUUGUGAAAUCGUUCGGAUGGUUCGAAAAUCCGGAAUCCAUCUUCAUUACUAUGGAACAUAUUGAUUUGAGGGACCUUCAAAGACAGCUGACGGGCCCAAUACCGGAAACCGAAGCACAGCAAAUCUGUUCCCAACUUCUACAUGGUGUUCAAUGUCUGCACGACAAUAAAUUUGUCCAUCGUGAUCUCAAACCCCAGAAUGUUUUUGUGAAAUCCAAAGGGCCUAGAUGGCACGUCAAAAUCGGCGAUUUCGGCAUCAGCAAACGAUACAACGAAAGUGGUGCUUUGCAAACGAAGGUGGGCACUGACCUUUACUUUGCACCCGAAGUACUUGGGAUGUACCCUCCUGGUCGGAAGCCGCCGCACCCUAGUCUUUACACAAAUCGCGUUGAUAUUUGGUCACUAGGCGUGAUGUUGUUCUAUCUCCUUUCCCGCGAGUAUCCAUUCCCGAACGGCAAGAGCCUCUCGUUCUAUGUUCGGAAUUCCCACUUCCCGUCCUUGAGCAUGCUUCGGUCAGUCACCCAGGAGGGCCAAACCUUUUUAAGACGUCUCUUGACUGCAGACGCAACAGUGCGGUUGUCCGCUAAAGAGGCUCUCGAAGAGGGAUGGCUGAAACAGCCCUCCUUCGAUCUGGUCUCAGGAAUAUCGCGGAUAGCAAUUUCCGAAAAGUUGACGGCUGGCCACGGCCUGACAACAGCUGUUCCAAACCCAAUGGAAACUACCCACGAAGCUUCGAGAGGCUGGGAUGACGGAGAUGUUUCUUCCGCAAUGGUUGACGAGCAAACAAUUAGGGCUGCACAGGGGCCACAGAGCAGAUUGUCAGCCCGACAGAAGUCCACAUCUUUCAAACAGGCUCUGGGAUCCGACCCGCUGGACGACUUGAACACAUCUCAUAAUGAAGGGCUGUUGUUACUGAGCCGAGAGCAGUAUGCAGACGCUCAGAGAAUGUUCCAGGAGGCCUUCAAAUUGCGCAAGCACGCUUUUGGUGCCCAUCACGAAGACACAUUGGCUUCUCUUAGCUCAUUAGGCGAUACUCUAUACGAUCAGGAGAAGUAUGACGAAGCAGAAGCUAUAUACCAAGAUGUCUGGAUGCGAAGAAAACGAGCUCUUGGCGAGAGUCACCCAGACACCCUCAGAUCUUUAUACAAGUUAGGUAAAAUUUUCUACGUUAAAGGGGAGAUUGCCAAAGCCGAAGACUUGUAUAGGGACGCCUGGGAAGGUCAGAAGCGGGCUCUCGGGGAAGAUUGUGCAGACACAUUGGAUUCUCUAAGUGAAUUAGGUGAGGCUCUUUUAUGGCAAGACAAGAAUGCCGAGGCCGAAGGCAUGCACCGGGACGCCUGGGAAGGUCGGAAGCGGGUUCUUGGGGAAUAUUGUGAAGACACGCUGGAUUCUCUUAGUGCCUUAGGCGAUGCUCUUGCCGGUCAAGAGAAGUAUGUCGAAGCCGAAAGCGUGCACCGGGACGCCUGGGAAGGUCGGAAGCGGGUUCUUGGGGAAUAUUGUGAAGACACGCUGGAUUCUCUUGGUGAUUUAGGCGAUGCUCUUAGCGGUCAAAAGAAGUACACCAAAGCCGAAGCGGUAUAUCGACAGGUUUGGGAGGGACGUAAAAAAGUACAUGGGGCAAACCACGAGGAUACAUUUUUGUCUCUUCACUCCCUAAUCUUUUGUCUGUUUGAACAAGAUAACUACGCCAAAGCCGAAAGAUUACAACGUCAGCUUUACGAGAGUCGUCGGGAAGUGUUUGGAUCAAGCCACAAGGACACACUCACCUCUCUUCACUCCCUAGGCAUAUUUCUGGAUUUUCAGAGAAAGUAUGCUGAGGCUGAAGUUGCAUUUCGGGAAGCUUGGAAAGGGCGCAAGGAAGCCUUUGGUGCAAACCACACAGACACACUCGAUUCUCUUAAGUGCCUACGCAAUACGCUUCGCGACACUUCACCAUUGCCGAAACCGGCAGGUAAGACCAAGCGCAGCCUACGAAAAAGCCUGAACCCAUUCUGGGGAUAA
Penicillium arizonense is the source of this 2316-nucleotide messenger RNA. RefSeq lists its product as uncharacterized. The transcript is spliced from 3 exons. The record is from RefSeq and is a predicted model, not a curated record. Gene Ontology annotation, biological process: protein phosphorylation. Lineage: Eukaryota; Fungi; Ascomycota; Eurotiomycetes; Eurotiales; Aspergillaceae. Bases 1 to 2316 code for a protein of 771 amino acids. Gene Ontology annotation, molecular function: ATP binding; protein kinase activity; protein binding.